This is a messenger RNA of Anthonomus grandis grandis, 2758 nucleotides long. RefSeq lists its product as uncharacterized. The record is from RefSeq and is a predicted model, not a curated record. The coding region runs from base 294 to 2087 and encodes 597 amino acids. The transcript has 9 exons. NCBI's taxonomy places the organism in Eukaryota, Metazoa, Arthropoda, Insecta, Coleoptera, Curculionidae.
CAUUCCUUUCAUUCAUUCAUAACUCGCUCAACGCGAAAGCCGGGCACUUCAUUCAAUAAUAAUCGCUCUGCUUUUCGAAUUCGACUGAAACACCUGCCUGGUCAUUUCUCGUUUUCAGCCGACGUACCUGGUAGACUUAACUUAAAAGAAUUUUGGUCCUUCGAGCCCACACUCUGCGUUUUUUCGGGUUGUUCAAUACUUGGGUGGUUCGUGCAUGGUAUUCCUGUGACACUUAAUGCAGUUGAUUUUUUUUCUGCUUUACUUUAAACCGUACUUAUUUUUUUUAAGUUAAUAUGGAUCGCAAGUGUUUUUUUGCAGUGGUUACUGGAUUCCUGACGUUGGUUUUUAAAAUUUCAUUUACGAAUGCUUCCUGCUACUUUUCUCAACAGUUCCAAGGAGAAUACGUCAUGCAAAACUCAGCGACUCCAAAUGUUGGAGGUGGAAUAGUGUACAGUGCCCUUACAAUUAGUCCCAAUGCCAUAUCUAUUUGGGGAAAUUGCCACAAAAGGAUUGGUAAUAAUGUUAUUUUAAUGUUCAACUAUACAGAUACCAGUUGCUAUACAUGCCUUCAUCUUAAGCUACGUUCACAAAACGUACUUCAAGUCUUUGCAUCUAGUAAAGAAAUAAUUUCAAAAUGCUUCACUAAUGAAGCAUCAGCUGAUGCCAACUGCCCUUCGCCGGAAUCACUUGAGGUCCGAGGUGAAACCGAAGAAAUUUUAUUAUUUAAAGUAAAAGAUGAUCAAGGAGCCUUCACUCAAAAGCAAUACUGUCCCAUAGAUGGAAAAUAUUACACCAACUACAAAGGGAGUAAGUCAAUGAGACCUCAUGAAUGCUCAGGGUUUUCAUCAACAGUCGACUCCUGCCCUUCUGGUUCUACCCUAAACUUUAGGCUGCGUAAUUGUACUUUUGAUAGUUAUGACUUAAGAUUUGAGUGCUUGGGGCAUUGGAAAGGACCUAAAGAUGAAACAUUCCUAGUCUUUACUGACAGCAGACAUUUAGAAGGGCAAAAAUCAAAGUACCGUUGUGCACUUUACAAACAAGAUGCAACUGGAAAAAUUGAGAUGGCAGUAAGUAGAGACUCUACCUGUACUUCUGAACUAUAUAAUUCAACUAGCGGAUUUGAAACAUUUGUGUUGGCACCGAAAACUGAAAAUCCUUGGCCUCCAGAGGUUAGCUUUGGAAUAUGCAGUUUUCCUAAAUGGAUGUUUGGGAGCUGGGAAUAUGUCCGAGUUGAAGGAGAUACUAUGGUAUACAAAGAUCAUACCUCUUUUAAGACAUAUACAAUCAAGUGCGCUGGCAUGCAAGAAAGUGGUGAGAAAUACUUAGUGUUCAGUAGAACGCAAUGUGAUGAGGAGUCUUUUAACUGCUUAAAAAUAGCCAGCAGAAGCAAAAAUAUAUUGGAAUUUCAACUUGGAAUGAAUUCUAGCGUUAAUCAAGACCCCUACACUCUCUGUGCUGAAGAAAACUUUGAUGAAAAUUCUUGGGUUACCCAAGGCAGAUUAAGUAACAUGGUACCCCAACAAAAUGGUCUAUGCCCUAUAACAGGAGAAUAUGCAGGACGCAUACCGGAUGCUCCUGACCUAUGUGCCAAGUUAUGGUCAGACUGUCGAGCUCCUGAUUUAAUGUAUUACCAAGUAUCUGAUUGUUCUUCCGGCGAGAUCUACGAAGAACGGGAAUACCAAUGUUUAGGCCAUUGGAGUGAGUCAAGUCUUUUAUAUACUUUUACAGAAAGAAGGGAUGUCGCUGAUGGCACCUAUGAAUGCUUUGUGGGGUCAAUUAUAAAUGAUAAGGAGUUUAGUAUUAAGGAAGCCGGGGAACAUUGUCAAAGGAAUAUAGAUCCAGUAAAAUAUGGAAUGAAGCUAACGAAAACCCAGUCAACAUAUUCUUGUAAAGAUAAAAGCACUACUAGAAGACCACACUUGCCCUCAAUACCAAAUAGAUUUAGCACUGCAAAUCCUAGGAGAACUACAGUUAAAAUGAUAGAAUCAAAUGCAAUACCUGACCUUCCGAGAAAAAGCAGUGGUUCAAAUCAAAUAUUGUCAAGUUUCCUCAUAUUUGUUACUUUGGUAAUGCUGUUUUUGGAAUAGUUAUUGCAACCCGGAGUAAAUCAGCGGCUAUAUUAGAAUUGAACUGAAGACUACAUCACCCAAGCGCUUUAAAGUUAAUAACGGAUUUUAAAAUAUUUUAGUAUGUCCUAUAUGAAUAAAUAAUAAUGUCCUACAUCGAACUUUAUCUGUAGUUAUUUUACAGAUCUUUAGUUAAGACAUGAGUUUCUGACUUUUAAACGUAACUAGAGCGCCGUAAAAAACUAUAGAAUGUACUUAGCUAAGUACAAAUUAUUUGUUAUGUUAGUUAUUUAUGUGUGUAUAUGUUGUUAUUAGUAUUUUUUAUCCUAGCUGUAUGUAUUUUUUAUUUAUUUUCCUUUGUCCUGCAGCCAAAUUUUACAGGUAUUACUCUUUUCAGGACAUUAUAAAUGUCAUUUAUGUUUAAAUCCUAUAUAAAAUCUUGCCCUCAUUUAUACCUAAUUACUUAUUGUAUAUUAUCCUCCCUGUUUGAUAAAGCUUUUUUGUAAUAUAUCAGAAUCCAAGGCCACCAAGGUCCAAGCAAUGUCUGAAUAUCAGCGAAUGUAGUUGAAUGAAUCUAAAUGUGUGUGUAUUUUUUGGCAUAAUUUCAAACCUAUUGUGAUGUAUAUUUUAAUUUAUUUUAUAAGAAUAUAUGGUAAAUAUUACGAAUGAAAUAUAUUUUGACUUUUUCUAAA